CUUACCUUAGCUUAUCGAUAUCAUCUUUGAUAGAACGUAAUAUUAUUCGUGCUGACCUUCCUGAUCCUCAAUCAGAACCAGUUCUCUACGACUUAGUAUGCACCUAUCAAGUUCAUUGGUGUCGUCCAGAUAAAUGUAACAGCCCACCACUUCCAGGAGAGCAAUGUAAUAAAAAGUUCCCAGCUUCUUUAUCAGCUUAUACCUACCUUGAUCCUUCUUCAUUACGACAUUGUAACUUUCAAUAUGUUA
Racocetra fulgida is the source of this 249-nucleotide messenger RNA. NCBI's taxonomy places the organism in Eukaryota, Fungi, Glomeromycota, Glomeromycetes, Diversisporales, Gigasporaceae. The record is from the annotation of a GenBank genome assembly.